CGCAAACACUCCAAAUACAUCAUAGCUCCCCCCAUCCAUCACUCUCCUCAACAUGUCCGACCCAUACACUUCAAUCGACCAUGACAUCUUUGCCACUGUUCAAGAGCAGAUCGAGCGCGAUACUCAGGUCAAAGAGAGAAUCCGCGACUCGUUGAAGGGCCUGGAGAAACAAUCCAAGCAGAUCAACUCUAUUCUUUCUCGCGUUCACUCUGUUGCGCCGACCGAAGUCCCCGGCCUCGUUGCUAAAGCUAAGCCGGUCUUCGAGGAGGCCAAGAAGCAGCUUCACGGACUCAUCAAUGCUACCAAAGCUUACCCUUACUACAAGUACAACGGACUGUGGUCGAGGGAUCUGCAGAACCUCAUCUUCUUGACGAUGUUUGAGACCUGGUUAGAGAGGAUGUACACCACGGACACUCCGCAGACGGGAAACGCCUUGUUGACCAUUGAGGAGGUCGGCGAGCGGUUUGGAGUGCCUGUCAACCUCACGACCGAGGACCAGUUCCACAUCACGGUCGAGGAGUAUCUCCACGCCAUCAUCUCGCUGGUUGAGGAGCUGUCGCGUCUGAUGACCAACGCCGUCACCCAACGUGAUUUCAAGCGGCCACAGCUCAUCAGCACUUUCGUCAAAGACAUACAUUCGAGCUUUCAGGUGCUGAAUCUCAAGAAUGACUCCCUGAGAAAGAGGAGCGACGGCUUGAAGUACAACGUCAAGAAGGUUGAGGAUAUCUGCUACGAUUUGAUCGUGAGAAACCUAAUUACGACCGAGCCAAAAUAAGAGGGGAUGAGGAGCUGAAAUAGUCUGCAACGUGGCCUCAUACUGGAUGAUCUCACGUAAAAUUUAGUUUAGAUAGAAACAACAGCAAACGUCUAUAAUGCCAUAGUUUUGUUGAACGUUUCAAACCCACUCACUCAAGCCCACCACCAUGCAAACCAACCACCUCUCAAACCAACCACCAUCCCCCACCACGCAAACCCACCGUGGCGAGCGAUGGAAGAGCUGUCGGCGUGAGG
This is a messenger RNA of Tricharina praecox, 1011 nucleotides long. RefSeq names its product Translin. Gene Ontology annotation, molecular function: RNA binding; single-stranded DNA binding; sequence-specific DNA binding. Gene Ontology annotation, cellular component: nucleus; cytoplasm. Lineage: Eukaryota; Fungi; Ascomycota; Pezizomycetes; Pezizales; Pyronemataceae. The coding region runs from base 53 to 775 and encodes 240 amino acids. The record is from RefSeq and is a predicted model, not a curated record. The transcript has 7 exons. Gene Ontology annotation, biological process: RNA metabolic process.